Molecule: messenger RNA, 3406 nt
Organism: Rattus norvegicus (Norway rat)
Lineage: Eukaryota; Metazoa; Chordata; Mammalia; Rodentia; Muridae
Source: RefSeq, a predicted model, not a curated record
CAGUCACAGAGAUGACAAUGUGUGACAUUGAAAGGUGGUGAGUAGAAUUUUCUUAUUUCUGUAAAGAUUGUGAGGAGUUUCUGGCUACCCUAAAGGUAGUCUUGUGGGUAGUAAGGACUCUUUUCUCAAUAUGACAAAAUAACGUUGACAAUGACAGUUAGCAAGCCAUUGUUCCUGUUAGUAAGUCACAGAAAAGACUCUAUCUGCUUUGUAAUGCAGUUAAUGUUGUGAUGUGGAGCUAAAGACACCAGGCAGGAGGAAGGAAGCAUCUGGGAUUCCCUUUUCAUGAAGUUAAAAAUCACCUGAUCUAUCUAAGGUCAGAAUGAUCCUCACAGGGUAGCAAGAUAGAGGGCUCCUUCCUGGGCCAUAUGGAGGGUACAUUCCUUAUCACCAGAUCUUCAUGGUGGUUUUAUAAUUCUAUGCAAAUCAGAAUUGGAAAAGCUAUACAAAUAAGAUAUAAGCCCUCAAUUAAAACUACAAUUAAAAAUAUAUUCAUAAUAAAACAUUUUUUACAUAAGGUCUCACUAUUUAGACCUAACUGCCCUGGAGCUCACUAUGCAGAGUGGGCUAACCUCUUACUCAAAGACUAAAGGUGUCCCAUUUUGCCUAUCCAAUAAACAAAAUUUAAGAGCACAAGUAAAUUACUGUGCUACAAUAUUGAGAAAACAUUACCAAAAAAAAUAAAAAAAAAACAACAAAAAAAAAAAAAACACCAGAUGCUAAAAUGGUAUGUGUGUGAGAACAGUUUUAAAAGGUUCAUGGGAAAGGGUAAGUAUUAAAAUGUAUUUAAAAGGCUAGUUUUUUAAAUUAUGAGAAUAUGGCUAGUUUUUCUUAUUUUUGUUUCCAUCUACUACAUAUAAUAAGCAUAGUUGAUGUUAUAAUUAGACAUUUGUCUUGUGGGUCCAUGAACCUACAUGUGCACAUGUGGAGGCCAGAGCUCAAAUUAGUCAUCUCCCUCUAUCAUUUUUCACCUUAGUUUUUGAGAGAGCAUCUUUCACUGGACUGAAAGCUCUCUAAUUGUUAGUCUGGCUAGUGGUCCUCUAGGAUCCUCCUGUCUCUGUCCCUCAGGACUGGGAUUAUAGGUAUGCACUACCACAUUUAACUUUUUUCUUUAAAAAAAAAUCUGGGGGAGCCAAGAUGUCGUUUUCCAAGUAUAAGCCUGCACCCCUGGCCACUCUCCCCAGUACCCUCAACCCUGCCGAGUAUGACGUGUCUCCGGAGACCCGAAAGGCGCAGGUCGAGCGCAUGAGCAUAAGGGCCCGGCUUGAACGGGAGUAUCUGCUUCAGUACAACAACCCCAAACGCCAAACGCACAUCGAAGAUCCUGCCUUGAUUCGUUGGACCUAUGCAAGAUCAGCAAAUGUUUAUCCUAAUUUCAGACCCACUCCCAAGAACUCACUCUUAGGAGCGGUGGCAGGUUUAAGACCUCUCAUCUUCUGGUAUUAUGUUAUCAAAACAGACAGGGACAGAAAAGAAAGAGUUAUCCAAGAAGGAAAACUGGACAGAAAAUUUAGCAUCUCCUACUAAGCUCGGCAAGGAUGCCUCUGUUCUUGCAUCAAUAAAUCUCCUAUUGAUUAAUCACUGAAAAAAAAUCUGAAUGCUGGGGAUCCAAACUCAGGUCCUCAUACUUUCACAGUAAGCAGUUUACCCACUGAGCUGUUUCCCAAAUCCUAGAUACUUUGUUUUUUUAAGAUUCAUUUGCUGUUUUCACAGCUCAUUUUACUACUGAUAAGGACUUAGAAUGAAGUUGCUGUGUCCUCAUAUUCUUGUUGAGUUCCCUUGAGCUCAAAGGGAAGAUUGGCAUCUCCCUAUUUGUCAAGAAUGCUCUGCAUAUUGGUUCAGUGAUACUGUUGGCAAUGAGAGCAAAUCAAGGAGAGGGACAUUAAUACAAUGACUAGAGAUAGGGAACUUGCUCAAAGACUUACUGGUGUCCCAGAAGAGAUGGCUUGAGAUACUCCAUAUGGGCAUUGAGUCUAGAGUGACGAACUAACCAUAAGCAUUACUUUGUUGAAGUCUAAUUACAACAUAGAUGAGAACGAAGUCAUGCAAACUAGGAUGGACAAAGCAGUGAGAUGAGCACAGAACAAAAUCCAGGCUGCAGUACAGUGUGCUGUGGUUGUGAUACACAUAAAAUGUACAUUUAUUUGCUAGUGAAGACUUCUUCAUGGGUCUAUAGUCCCUCACUUCUUUGUAUAUACCUGAGGCAAACUUAUCCAGGAGGUGACUAGAACACACCUCUGGAUCAGACACUUAACAGUGGGUAAUGCCUUGCUUAGCUGGGCUUCUUUCUGCAAACUGCAAUCCUGUCCCUGGCUGUAUUCCAAGGCAUACUUUCCAAACUGCAUGGUCUCUCAUAGCAUUUAUUCCUUCACAUAUCUGCUAGCACAUCUUGAACAGGAUUGGCAAUGGAAUUUCAGAAGUGAAGUAUCUUGCCAGGGCCACUGGAGGCUGUAUCUGAGUGACUUUUGAGCCUGUAUAGCUGUUCCACACUGCCCUCUGGGGGGGUGAGCUAGAUCUCCUAAAUCUUCAGCUACCCUACUAAAUUAUCUCUGCACAGAGCUAAGCCCUAGAUCUACUUGUUGACAAUAAGAGUAAAUAGUAUUCACAUACAAAAUUAUAACAUUGGUAUAGCAGCAGUGAAGAGGUCUACCUCAGAGAAUGAUUUUAAAACAUAAAGAUUUUAAAUUGUGUUUAUUUGGAAAAGAUUACUGAGUAUGUAACUAAGAGAUUGUUUUUAUUGUGUUGUGGUUUGUCUAUAAACUUGCUGUGAGUGCCUCCGAUUGCUACCAGAUUCAGGUCUGGACAUUUACCUUACAGAAAAUUAAUCACCAGGAGAAACAAAUUGGUUAAGAACAAAAACAAAAACAAAAAAACCAGUGUUUACUGACAGUCACACAGAAGGAAGCAAACUGAUGCCUCAACUCCCUCCUUCCAAGGUUUAGGGGGAAAUGGGAGUUAGGGGUUAUGUACAGAUUAGCAUUCCCAGGAACUUGAGUUAGACAAUCCUAUGCUAGCCAGAGUUAUUAAUCUCCUGGUGAUUAGUCUACCUUGCUGACAAGAUGCUCUGGAGUGCAAAGAGAAAGCCAUAUUUUGGGAAUGAGGAGUAAGAAUUAAGAAAGAUAGAGUUACUAAAGGCAACAGCCUGUUAUAACAAAUCAUGAAGUAACUACUGUUAUUCAGCCUAACACACUGGCUACAGAAGUCUUGCUUGGGUCCAUGUGUAAAACUGCCUCCUGUAGAUUUAGGGACAAGUAAUUCUUUUUCUGUUUGAAGUUUCCUUUGUCUUCCUAUAGAUUGCAAGUCAAAGCUGCUGCUUUUACAGUGAAGACCAAAGGGUCUCUUGUGUCUUAUUGGCAGCUCUGUGCUGUGUUAUUACCUCUGCUGUCAUUUCUUGAUUUUUUUUAAA